This is a messenger RNA of Quercus lobata, 765 nucleotides long. RefSeq lists its product as uncharacterized. Gene Ontology annotation, molecular function: nucleic acid binding; zinc ion binding. The transcript has 2 exons. The coding region runs from base 1 to 765 and encodes 254 amino acids. The record is from RefSeq and is a predicted model, not a curated record. NCBI's taxonomy places the organism in Eukaryota, Viridiplantae, Streptophyta, Magnoliopsida, Fagales, Fagaceae.
AUGGAAGUUAGUGAUGAGCAACGAGUUAUCCUUGCUAUUUUUGUACUGAAAGAUGAUGCAUUGGAAUGGUGGGAGUCCACAGAGAGGACACAUGGAAGAGAAGUUAUAACUUGGCAGCAUUUUGUUGAGCUCUUUCAUAGGAGGUACUUUCCUGAUAGUCUGAUGGUGCAAAAGGAAGCUGAAUUCAUUCGCAUAGCACAAGGUACUCAAUCAGUGUAUGAGUAUGAGCGGAAAUUUGCUGAAUUAUCCCGCUUUGCUCCACACAUGGUUGACACAGAAGCAAGGAAAGCUAGGCAUUUUGAAAUGGGUUUAAGGGAGGAAAUCCAGGGACCGGUUUCCAUGUUCAAAUUGGAAACAUAUGCAGAGGUAGUAGAUCGAGCUCUCAUAGCAGAGAGAAAUUGCAAUCGUCUCUCAAAGGCCAAUGACCAGGAGAGGAAGCCAAAUCAGAGUAAUUUUCUUAAGGGAAGGUCUAGUGGAAGUUCAUUCAAGAAGCAAGGGGUGCCUAAUUCAAAUAAGAAGGCACAUAAGACUUGUCCAAGAUAUGGAAAGGCUCAUAGUGGAACAUGUUAUUUGGAGUCAGGGGCGUGUUUUAAAUGUGGCAAGACUAGACACUUCAUCAAGGAUUGUCCAAAUUUGCGAGCUGAACAAACUACCAAUACAAGUGGGAGCCAACAAAAACCCAAGGUUCAAGGUCGAGUUUUUGCUUUGACUAAACAGGACGCCGAGGUAUCCCCAUCAGUGGUUUCAGACUUGCACAAAGGCUAA